This is a messenger RNA of Fragaria vesca subsp. vesca, 654 nucleotides long. RefSeq names its product 50S ribosomal protein L18-like. The coding region runs from base 1 to 498 and encodes 165 amino acids. Gene Ontology annotation, molecular function: 5S rRNA binding; structural constituent of ribosome. Gene Ontology annotation, biological process: translation. The transcript has a single exon. Gene Ontology annotation, cellular component: ribosome. NCBI's taxonomy places the organism in Eukaryota, Viridiplantae, Streptophyta, Magnoliopsida, Rosales, Rosaceae. The record is from RefSeq and is a predicted model, not a curated record.
AUGGCUCUAGUGAACGUUGCUGCUCUCCAGUUUAUGUCUUCUGCUCUUUUAGGGAGUCGUUCUGCAACUUCCAACUUUCAAGUUUUGCAGACUAUAAGAAAAUUCUCCAUGAAGUCGGUAGUAAUGAGAGCGAGGCAGCCUGCCAGAACUGAAAGUGCAAAAACUCGAAACAGAAGAAUGCAGAAGAAGUACAACGGCACGCCCACGAAGCCGAGGCUUUCGGUCUUCUGUUCAGACAAACAAUUGUAUGCUAUGCUGGUAGAUGACCAGAACAACAAGUGUUUGUUUUAUGGAAGCACACUGCAGAAAUCUAUCCGUCAGGAUCCCAAUUGUAGUACCGCUGAAGCUGCUAAACGCGUUGGCGAGAAGUUGAUUCAAGUCUGCAGUGAUCUCAACAUAGGUGAAAUAUCGUCUUAUGAUCGCAAUGGCUUUGCUACCGGGGAAAGGAUUCAAGCAUUUGAGAUUGCAAUUUCAGAAUAUGGGUUCUUGUCGAGAUAAAUUGCAGCUGCUUCAGUGUAAACUUUUGUUGAUAUCUUGGAAUUGAGUAGUUCUAUUAACCAACCAGGAAACCUGUAAAGGGUUAGCUGUACUUAAAUUUGCAUUCAUUUUCAUAAUGUCCCCUUUAUUUAUAUUAAUUUUACGAUUUUCUUGUCC